UGAUGUGGUACACAUACAAUUGACAGUGAAAAAUAAACGAACAGUUGUCAACAUGGCGUCUGCUAAGGUUCCUCUCCUGACUGAUACAGAUGACACAAUAGGAUUUGGCGAAGAGGAUAAUAUAAAUUCUUCGUCUUACAGGCAUCCCUAUGUAAUAUUUUUUCAUUUAUUAUUUCGGAGUGUGGCUUUAAUAACAUACCUAUUUGGAACAUUUGUUAGCAAUAGUUUUAUUGCAAUAUUUGUCACUCUUAUACUACUAUUGUCAAUGGACUUUUGGACGGUUAAAAAUAUUACAGGUCGUCUCCUUGUAGGUUUGAGGUGGUGGAACUAUGUAGAUGAUAAUGGAAAGUCCCAUUGGGUGUAUGAGUCAAGAAAGGGUACCCAGAGCCGAGUCCACCCAAGAGAAGCCCGUGUGUUUUGGUUUGGUCUUACAGUAUUUCCUGUACUGUGGGCCAUAUUCUUGAUAUUUGGUGCACUAGGGCUGAGCUUCAAAUGGAUGCUGGUUACAACUAUUGCUUUAUUGCUACAUGGAGCUAAUCUUUACGGCUAUAUUAAGUGCCGAUUUGGCUCAGAGAAAAGUAUGUCUACAAAUGUGACAGAUUUCUUUAGGAAACAAGUUAUUCAGAAUGUUGCAAAUAUAAUGACCAAACCUACCCAACCUUCUGCUAAUGCUGCAAGUGCUACUGGUGUAGUCUAAUAAAUAUUUUCAUUUGUUAUGUAAAAUUUACUGAUAUUGUGAUGUUAACCUAUGAUCUAGAGUUUCUUAAAGAAAUUACAUUUGAGACUGAUGACCAUCUUGAGGAUGCAGAAAAUGCUUUUUUUUUUUCGUGUCUGUAGAAAGUCAAGGAAAUAUCCUAGAAAUUGAACUUCCACCAUUCCUGUUAGCUCUACAAAAUGUAUUAUAUAUCUUCUUUAUUACUGUCCAUACCAAAUUGAUAAGAAAUACGGUAUUACUAGCUUAAAAUAAAGACCGAUGCUUAUGUUUCUCUUUUAUAUUUUAACUGUUAAGUUGUAAAAUUAGCAAAUAUCAGUAGUCAUUUGCAUAUUUGGGCUAUUUUCUCUAGACCUAAAUCACUUAACUGCAAACUGUUCUGUAAACGAUUCAAAUAGGAAAUAAAACGACUCUUGCCGAAAAUCGAAA
Frankliniella occidentalis (western flower thrips) is the source of this 1141-nucleotide messenger RNA. RefSeq lists its product as uncharacterized. The coding region runs from base 53 to 697 and encodes 214 amino acids. The transcript has 7 exons. Lineage: Eukaryota; Metazoa; Arthropoda; Insecta; Thysanoptera; Thripidae. The record is from RefSeq and is a predicted model, not a curated record. Gene Ontology annotation, cellular component: Golgi membrane. Gene Ontology annotation, biological process: protein secretion; vesicle-mediated transport.